This is a messenger RNA of Selaginella moellendorffii, 1672 nucleotides long. Its product is annotated as non-specific phospholipase C1. Bases 40 to 1578 code for a protein of 512 amino acids. The transcript is spliced from 4 exons. Gene Ontology annotation, biological process: phospholipid catabolic process. Gene Ontology annotation, molecular function: hydrolase activity, acting on ester bonds. The record is from RefSeq and is a predicted model, not a curated record. NCBI's taxonomy places the organism in Eukaryota, Viridiplantae, Streptophyta, Lycopodiopsida, Selaginellales, Selaginellaceae.
GUCCCCUGGAAGCAAGGAAGAGUGAAUCAAUCAGCAACAAUGAAGUGGUGUCUAGUACCUCUUUUCCUGCUCCUCUUGAGCCCCGGCACCAAUGCAGCGCAGCCGAGCGGCCGGAUCAAGACGAUAGUCGUGCUCGUCCAGGAGAACAGGUCCUUCGAUCAUAUGCUCGGCUGGCUCAAGAAGCUCAACCCGGAGAUCGACGGGUUGACAGGGAAGGAGAGCAACCCGAUGAACUUAACCGACCCAAGCUCGGGGACGGUGUUUGUCUCGGACAAGGCCGAGUUCGUGGACCCCGACCCCGGCCACUCGUUCGGAGCCAUCCGAGACCAGGUGUUCGGCUUCGGAAGUACUUCGCAGAAUCCAGCACCCAUGAAUGGCUUCGCCCAGCAAGCGGAGAUCAUCCAGAAGAACUUGUCGCAGAGAGUGAUGAGCUCCUUCCGGCCCGAGCUCGUCCCCGCCUACACCGCCUUGGCUAUGGAGUUUGCUAUAUGUGAUAAGUGGUUUGCGUCGGUUCCAGCUUCCACCCAGCCAAACCGGCUCUACAUCCACUCCGCUACGUCCCACGGUGCUGUGAGCAACGUCAGGUCCGACCUCGUCAAAGGAUUCCCGCAAAAAACGAUCUUUGAGUCGAUCGACCAAGACAAGCUGUCUUUCGGGAUUUACUACCAGAACAUCCCGGCCACGUUGUUCUACAGGAACCUGAGGAGCCCCAAGUAUCUCGGGAAGUUCCACAACUACGGCCUCUUCAAGACGCAUGCCAAGCAAGGCAAGCUCCCAAACUACGUCGUCGUCGAGCAGCGCUACUACGACACCAAGGCGACGCCCGCCAACGACGACCACCCCUCGCACGACGUUGCCGAGGGCCAGAAGUUCAUCAAGGAGGUGUACGAGACCCUGCGCUCCAGCCCCCAGUGGAACGAGACGCUGCUGGUGAUAACUUACGACGAGCACGGUGGCUUCUUCGACCACGUUUCCACGCCAAUGGACAACGUUCCCAAUCCAGACGGUCUCAGGGGUGGAGACGACGAUCACUUCAACUUCGACAGGCUCGGUGUCCGCGUCCCAGCGAUUUUCGUCUCUCCAUGGAUCGACAAAGGAACAGUAAUACACCGGCCAAACGGACCGACCAAGGAUUCCCAGUACGAGCAUUCUUCUAUUCCGGCCACUGUGAAGAAGAUUUUCAAUCUCACGCAACCUUUCCUGACGAAGAGAGACGCUUGGGCGGGGACCUUUGAGACUGUCUUGUCUUCCACGCGGACCACACCUCGAACGGACUGUCCUGUGACGCUGCCGAGUUCACCCUGGUCACUCCGGCAUUCUCCUCCAAACGAAGAAGGGCGGCUAACGGAGUUCCAAGUGGAAAUGGUGGGACUCGCAUCGCAGCUUAAUGGUGACUACGGAAAAAGUGGCUAUCCAAAUCUUGGUGCGUCGAUGACAGUCAAAUACGCGUCGGACUAUGUGGAUCGCGCCGUGGAAGGAAUCAUGAGAGCUGGAAAGGUCGCACUUCAAAGUGGCGAGGAUCCGAACGCAUUGAUAGAAGUGCUUCCCACCUCAGAAUCUCGGAAAACUGGAACUUAAAAUUUUAGAUUUGACUGAAGCAAUAUCGGAGAUUUGCCUGUCGGUAAGAAAAAAAUUCAUCAUAGAAUACAAAGAUAUUCAAACUUACGACUUA